Molecule: messenger RNA, 3386 nt
Organism: Medicago truncatula (barrel medic)
Lineage: Eukaryota; Viridiplantae; Streptophyta; Magnoliopsida; Fabales; Fabaceae
Product: probable serine/threonine-protein kinase SIS8
Exons: 13
Coding region: 209-3001 (930 amino acids)
Biological process (GO): protein phosphorylation
Molecular function (GO): protein serine/threonine kinase activity; ATP binding
Source: RefSeq, a predicted model, not a curated record
UAGAAGUAGAACAAGCAGUAGAACGAGAAAAGGGGAGAAAAAGCACAGAGAAAAAAAGUUUGUAGAAGAUUGGAGGGAAUGAAACCACGAAACAAAUUAAGCGGUUAAAUUAAGCGAAAAAUAAUCUCAGAAUCGCGUUUUAAUCGAGAUUCCACGUUUGGUAGAAGUUGAAGUUGAUGAUCCUAUUCCAAUUCCAAUAACCGUCACCAUGCCUAAAAUGAAGCAACUCCUUCGAAAGCUUCAUAUCGGUGGUGGCGCUCCUACUUCUCCAAUCAACAAUCACAAUACAAUCGCAAACGCAAACGCAAACGCAAACGUAGCAUUGCCACUUUCUCACUCCGAUUCUCUCACUACAACUCCUUCUCCUUCGCCAUCUCCUUCUCCGUCUCCGACGGUUGUUCAGAAUCCGCGAAACGACGGCGCCGGUGUGAACGACUUUAAUCUGUUACAGGAAGAAGAGUUUCAGGUUCAAUUAGCGCUUGCGAUUAGUGCUUCUGAUUCCGAUCCGAAGGAUGUUGAUGAAUCUGCUCAGAUCGAUGCUGCUAAACAGAUCAGCCUUGGCUAUUCUGCUUCUCUUACGGAUACUCCUGCACUUGUUCAGUUUCAAUCGCUUCGUUAUUGGAAUUAUAAUGUCAUUGCUUAUGAUGAGAAAGUGAUGGAUGGGUUUUAUGAUGUCUAUGGGAUCGAUGCAAGUUUAAUUGAACGUGGAAAGAUGCCAUUGUUGGUGGAUCUGAAAACUGUGCCCACCUCACGAAAUGUUGAUUAUGAAGUAAUCUCGGUGAACCGUGUUGUUGAUGUCGAGCUAAGUCAGCUUGAGGAAAAAGCCCGUGCCUUGUUUGAAGAGUGUUCUGUUACCGAACUAGGACUGUUUUUGAGUGGCUUAAUCCAGAAACUUGCUGAUGUUGUUGUUAAUAGAAUGGGUGGACCAGUUGGUAGUGCUGAUAAUAUCAUGACAAAGUGGGCUAUGAGGAGCCGUGAAUUGCGAGAUUCUUUAAGAACUGUCGUCCUUCCUCUUGGCUGUCUAGAUGUUGGACUUUCACGUCACCGAGCCCUACUUUUUAAGGUACUUGCUGAUAGGAUUAAUAUUCCCUGCAUGCUUGUAAAAGGGAGCUAUUACACAGGAACCGAUGAUGGGGCUGUGAAUUUGAUUAAAGCUGACGAUGGAAGUGAAUACAUUAUUGAUAUGAUGGGUGCUCCUGGUACUCUUAUUCCUGCUGAGGUGCCCAGCAGUCAGAUCCAAAACUAUGGUUUUGCUGGUAGGGAUUUUGCAGAGAUUGCAGGACAACAUAACAACUUAUAUCCAAUGCUUGGUGAUGAAACUGAUGUGCUGGGGGUAUUGUCUGAUUGUACCGUAGGGAGGGUCCAGACAAAAGAAUUAAUAAAAAUUGGAAGUCAAACAAAACCAGAUGAAAUAAAUCAUGCUAAGGUAAAUGAAGCAGGGAGAUUUAAGCAUACAGAUGCGUAUGGAUCCUCAUCACAUCCAGAGUCAUCACAUGCAGAAAACAUGCAUGUAAAAAAUGUGUCACAGUAUGUUCUCAGUGCCGCAAAGAACCCAGAGUUUGCCUCAAAACUGCACACUAUUCUUUUAGAAAGUGGUGCAUCACCUCCUUCUGAUCUUUUUUCAGAUAUGAAUUCCCGACAUGGGGGUUUAGAUACUGUUCAAGCUGACCAAAAUAGGCUGUUAUUAAGUUAUGACAAGUCUCUCUUACUCCCUCAAGGAGUGGGCUCUGCUGGUAAUACUAGGUUAUGUCAAGCAGUGGCCGAACAGCAAAAAGAAUUACACACUGAUGCCAUUGAAUUUUAUGAUUCUUUGCAAAGUAGUUGUACAAGGAAUGCUUUUGCAACUGUUUCCGGUAAAGAUAGCGAUAUUGAGCAGUCUAAUCCAUUAAUUGUUGACUUUGCUUGUCUUAAUACACACAAGACAUGUAAAGAAAAGUGUCCGGAGUCUUCCUUGCCCAAGACAGUCCUUUCUUGCAAAAGGCAUAAUGGUGUUGAAUGUUUUUGUGAUGAUGAUGAAAGUGGUCCUAGAAAUGAGGCUGGAGCUUCUUCGAAUAACAUUGAACUUGGGAAUGAUUCAGUCAUUCAAAUAAACGAGACGGUCAUUGGAGAUUGUGUCCUAUAUGAUGACGAUAAAACCAAGAAAGUUCACCCAAUACUUGGUGAAGACACACAAUGGGAAAUUCAAUGGGAGGAUCUUGUCGUUGGCGAGCGUAUUGGUAUUGGUUCUUACGGUGAAGUUUACCGUGCUGAUUGCAAUGGCACUGAAGUUGCUGUAAAGAAGUUUCUAGACCAAGACGUCUCUGGCGAUGCACUAGAUCAGUUCAAAUCGGAAAUUGAGAUUAUGCUAAGGCUGCGGCAUCCUAAUGUUGUGCUCUUCAUGGGAGCAAUUACUCGUCCUCCUCAUUUCUCUAUCUUGACAGAGUUUCUUCCUAGAGGCAGUUUAUAUAGGAUAUUGCAUCGUCCCAAUCUUGUACUUGAUGAGAAGAGGCGGUUGCGUAUGGCUCUUGAUGUGGCUAAGGGAAUGAAUUACUUGCACACCAGCCAUCCUCCCGUUGUCCAUCGAGAUUUAAAGACUCCAAACCUUCUUGUUGACAGAAAUUGGGUUGUAAAGGUCUGUGAUUUUGGUCUGUCACGCAUGAAGCACCAUACAUAUUUGUCAUCGAAGUCAUGUGCUGGAACGCCUGAGUGGAUGGCGCCAGAAGUUUUACGCAACGAGCCUGCCAAUGAGAAGUGUGAUGUAUAUAGUUUUGGUGUGAUCUUGUGGGAGUUAACUACCACGAAAAUCCCAUGGCAUGGCAUGAACCCAAUGCAGGUUGUUGGAGCUGUUGGAUUUCAAAAUAAACGUCUUGAGAUUCCAGAAGAAAUGGAUCCCGGAGUAGCUCAAAUAAUACGUGAUUGCUGGCAAACGGAGCCACACUUGCGGCCAUCCUUCUCACAGCUGAUGUCUCGUCUUUACCGUCUUCGCCAAUUGGUUGCCCGUAAAACGGGCUCUACACAUUAAAUAUUGUCCAUAACAUAUCUCUAUUGUAAUAAUACCAGAAGUUGUUCCUUGGUUCAAAGAACCAGAGCAGCUGAAGGUAUGUUUUAUAUCACGUCAUAUUGAAGUGUCGGUUCAUUCAUGUUGGGACUGGACACAACCGGUUCAUAAAUGAACAUGGUCCCUCCCCAAUAUCUGCGUAAGUGCAGCAGAGGUUUAUUUAGAGUAGGGUAAAAAGAGAAGAAAACAAACGGAAAAAAAAAGUUACAAAAUUAUUCUUUGCCUGCAGAGGUCAUAUUUGGAAUUGUAAACAUGCUAUCUCUGAUGUUAUCUGGUUAAGUGUAAAAAGAAAAAGAACAGAAACAGAAAUGAGAAAGAAAAAAAAAGUAUCAACAUUUGUGUCACUCAA